Molecule: messenger RNA, 708 nt
Organism: Hermetia illucens (black soldier fly)
Lineage: Eukaryota; Metazoa; Arthropoda; Insecta; Diptera; Stratiomyidae
Exons: 3
Coding region: 227-556 (109 amino acids)
Source: RefSeq, a predicted model, not a curated record
CCAUACUCGGCAGUCCAUAGUUUUAGUUAGCUGAGUAAGUUUUAAGAAAAUUUAAAUGUACAAAUUUAAAAAUUUCGCCCCGGGCGAGACAAAAAAUUAUUCGUAAUUUUUUUUUUCGAUGAGCUAAAAUUAAGGAUAUUAUUUAAAAAGAGAAAAAAAAUAACUUAAAAUAUAAUAUAAAAUUAAAUAUAUAUAAUAGUUUAAAUUGAAACGGUAGGACUUCGGAAUGAGAGAGCAACCGUGCCGUCCCGAUAUGAGAAAUGGACUUCAGGAUCUUUGUUUUGGAGACUCUGCGGUCCAAGCGACUCCAGCAGUGCUUGAUGAGAAGGCGCUAGGCCAAGAUUCCUGUGAGCCUCAGCAGUAUUCAAGGGGUCGGUAUGGAAGACCUGGAAGGGGACUACCGGGGCCGGGUAAACCAUGGCCCUCAUGGAGCAGGGUUUUCCCUUGUGAUCCUUAUGCUCUGCCAUAUAGAAAUAUUUACUAUCCAGCUGGACCCUUUGGCCCUCGUAUCGAGCUCUGUCCGUAUGUCCCCCUCUCACUAGGUCCACGUUUCUGAGAUGGAUAAGAUAAUUCAAGUUCCUUGAUGGAGGCAAUCGAUAAAUGAAACGAAUGUAAACUAGAUCUUAUUGGAUUUGUUAAAUUUUUAAAAAUAUUUCAGAAUAAUUUUUAUGUUUUGGAUACUUUAUAUUAUAAAACUGUUUAAAGGAA